AUGAAAUAGAGAUUUUAGGGAAAAGUUUGUCUUGUCACAGCCUCCUCAACUGGUAUCGGUUUGGCAAUCAGUGAAUAAUUUGCCAAGGAAGGAGCUACAGUUAUUAUCAGCUCUAGAGACAAAAAGCACAUUGAUGCUGCAGUUGAGAAAAUUAGAAAUUCCGGAGGAAAAGCCGAAGGAUAUGCAUGUCAUGCUGGGAAGAUUGAGGAUCUUUAAAAGAUGAUUCAAUUCAUCAAGGAAAAGUAUGGUCGACUAGACAUUCUUGUACCUAAUGCAGCUGUGUCAACCCAUUUUGGAUUCGCAUUAGACAUGACUCCAUAAUAAUAUGAUAAACUCUUUGAAGUCAAUCUAAGAGGAGUAUAUUUCCUAAUUCAAGCUGCUUAUCCCUUACUCAAAGAGAGUAAAGAUUCCAAUAUUGUUAUCAUUUCAUCCAUCGGAGGAUAUGAAUCAGAAAUGGGUCUGGGAAUGUACAGCGUUACCAAGACAGCCUUAUUGGGGAUGACUAAGGUUCUAAGCAGGGACUUGGCUCCAAUUAGAGUGAAUUGUUGUGCUCCUGGUUUAAUUAAAACUAAAUUUAGCUCAGUUUUAUGGGAAGGGAAAGAACAAGCAGCUACUGAGUUUAUGAAGGUGGAAAGAUUGGGAUUACCAGAAGACAUUGGAAAUGCAGUAGCAUUUUUAGCUUCAUCAGAGGCUAGUUAUGUGACUGGGGAAACAUUAAUAGUGGCUGGAAGAGCAUCUCCUAGAUUGUGA
Messenger RNA from Paramecium tetraurelia, 750 nucleotides. RefSeq lists its product as uncharacterized. The record is from RefSeq and is a predicted model, not a curated record. Gene Ontology annotation, molecular function: oxidoreductase activity. Lineage: Eukaryota; Ciliophora; Oligohymenophorea; Peniculida; Parameciidae. The transcript has 3 exons.